Messenger RNA from Pseudoliparis swirei, 1104 nucleotides. RefSeq names its product sterile alpha motif domain containing 14 (gene samd14). Gene Ontology annotation, biological process: actin filament organization; calcium-mediated signaling; neuron projection development. Gene Ontology annotation, molecular function: actin filament binding. The record is from RefSeq and is a predicted model, not a curated record. Lineage: Eukaryota; Metazoa; Chordata; Actinopteri; Perciformes; Liparidae. Gene Ontology annotation, cellular component: actin cytoskeleton; dendrite; postsynaptic density.
AUGUCUGAAGACACAGACAGUGUGUUCGACCUCAACGAGGUCCCUGAGACCGAGCUGCUGGACAGCAGCGUCCAGAAGGGCCGCGCCCACAGUCCGUCACACUCCACUCGCUCACCUCUCCACCUGGCCAUGCGAGGCCCCUCCCCCUUUCCUGAUUCGCUGCUGUCGGGUCGGAGCCCCGCCUUCUCGUUCAACUCAACUCUGGUGCGUCUCUCUCCGGAGAACGAAGGAGCCUCAUUGGCCGGCGCCCCUCAGCUGACCAAUGCCACGUCUCAGGAGGCCUUGGUCACGCCCAGCAGCUCGCCCUCAAGGUCCGGCCCCUCCCCCGAUGGCCCCCGGGUCUACAUGAGGAGGAGCAGGAGGCCCGACAGCGAAGGUACACACCUGAGACACACGACUCCAGCAGAGUCCACGAGUCCGACUGUCGUCUUUGACAAGAAGACCAAGAGACGCUUCCUGGACCUCGGGGUGACGCUCAGGCGCUCCUACAUCCGAGUGAGGAAAGACAAAUCCAGCAGGCGCUCCGUGGGCAGCCGGGAGAGUCCUUCUCCUUCCUCUGGCUCCUUCGUCCCCUUCUCCUGGUGCACUGAAGGACGGGGGUCUCCCUCCUCCCCCAGAGCCCCCCCACUGGGCCCCCCCACUGGCCCCCCCACUGGGCCCCCCGCGACCCGCAGGUCUCAGUCCCAGGAGUCGGCUCUCAGUGAGGAGGCCUCUCCUCCUCUUCCUCACACCUCCUCCUCUUCCUCUCCUCCGGUUGACUCCUCCAGAUCCUCACACCCGUACCACACGCUGUCCUCUUAUGAGCCCUUGGAGGACCCGUCCUCUCUCGUGUCGUCGUGGACGACCCAGCAGGUCUGUCAUUGGCUGAGAGGACUCAACAUGGAGCAAUAUGCCCCAGAGUUCAGUGCGAGAGACGUGGACGGACAGCAGCUGCUGCAGAUGGACGGCAACAAGCUGAAGGCUCUGGACGUGCUCAGCUCGGCUGAUCGUAACACUCUGAAGCGGCGCAUCAAAGAUCUUCUCUCUGCAGCCGAGAGGGAACGAAAAGCUCUGAGACAGAAAGAAAAACAACGAAGAAGAGACAGCGAACAUCUCAGGGAAUGA